Molecule: messenger RNA, 1535 nt
Organism: Desarmillaria tabescens
Lineage: Eukaryota; Fungi; Basidiomycota; Agaricomycetes; Agaricales; Physalacriaceae
Exons: 1
Coding region: 16-1503 (495 amino acids)
Source: RefSeq, a predicted model, not a curated record
CUGGGCAUUCAGGGCAUGUUGGGUCAACUCAACACAACACUGGGAACCUCACACACCCUGGACACUCCAUCGCUCUCCUCCCUUCUUGAAGAGUGCAUCGCAAAGAACUGGAACUUUGGCAUGGCAUAUAGCCGCCUCCGCCGGAUAUGGUACACCCGCAACUGGAGCACAGUACGAGACACAUUGCGCGAAUGGGAAGAGGCAGACCGGGAGAUGCGACGGAAAGCGCUCGUCGGUAACCGGAUCGUCAAACCAGAUUUGCCACCUCGACGUGUGUGGGAUCUGUGCAGCAAUCGGGUGGUGCCAUAUUGGUGCAUGGGCAUCCCUACUCGUGAGAUGGUGUGGAGGCUUAGGCCAAUAUCGCAUGCUUGGAUGGAUGAGACGCAUCGUGUCAACAUGUCGACACCCAUCAACGGAUGCGAAUGGCCUGUUCCCAUGCCGAAAGACGCCAGCCUCAACCUUGUCCGCAUUGAGAUGCUCAAUCUUCGAGCAGAAUAUGUGUGGUUGGAUGUUCUCUGUUUGAGACAGGUAGGUAGACAGCAGGAGGAUAUGCGUGUGGAAGAGUGGAAGCUGGAUGUGCCCACCAUCGGAGCAGUGUAUGAUGCGUCCUGGGAUGUGGUGAUUUACUUGAGUGGGCUGGGUCGGCCUUUGACUUUGAAGGAGGGCGACUUGGAUAGUGAUCGCUGCUGGUUUAGGCGUGCAUGGACGCUACAGGAGGUUGGCAUAAGGAGGGUGAUUGCUGGGGACACGCCGGACGGACCACUGCAUGCCAAGCGUAAGAACAGGAAGUACAAGACUGCGCUACUGACCAGGUUUCACAAGCAGCUGCGGUCUACGGAGGACAUUUCAAAUACGAAGGUGUUUGAUGUGCUGAAGGAGAUGCAGACGCGGGUGUCGACCAACCCGGUGGACAAAGUCGCGGGACUGGCAUUUCUUGUGCGGUCCCGGUCGAUACCAGCAUACUAUGAGAGCGAGUCUUUCGAGGACGCAUGGACAGCUCUUGUCAAUUUGGUGCCUGUGUGGAGUCGGGGGCGGUUGUUCCUCUCGUAUCCUGAACCGGGCAAUGCAGGCACAAAAUGGAGACCAUCGUGGGACCAGCUGAUGAUGAUGCAUCUGCCCGCAGAUACUGACCCCGGCAUCUAUGUUGAUCGGAAUGAGGAGAUGGGUGAAGACUGGUGCGAUGCGGAGUGCAUUGAAAAAGGGUUGGUGCGGGGGCUGGCUGUUGUGGAAGGGAGUGAUCGACACGGAGAGUUGAUCGUUAAAGACGCAGGUGAGACAGAACAUGCAUUCAAUGUCACAGCCACCCACGAGUACCCGAUACCUGACGACACCUACACACUGUUUUACGCUGGUGGAUGGCUAUCCCAAUAUUGCGUUAUCGGCCGAAGACUGCCAGGGAAAAGGUUUGAGAAAGUGUCAGUGUUGGAAAUUCCCGAUAGAGAUGAGUGGAGGCGGUUAGAGGAUCUGCGUAUUAUGAAAAAGUGUCGAAAUGUUCUUGUUUAAGUACACACUGUACUAGCUCUUCUUAAACCGAG